GCCUUCGCGCCUUCUUGCUCACUGGUGGGGUUUGCCCAGAGAGGGAGGGAGAACGAGCUCUGAGUUACGUCAAACGUUAGCAAAGUCUGUUUUUAAAAAUAUAAAGCCAAAUAUAUUAGGUCUUGAACUUGUGAAGGGCUGUUUAACCGGGAUUACUCACUGGAAUUAUUCGCGUAAUACUGAGGUCAGUGAGGAUGCCACCUGUGAAGUACCAAAGUGGGGACAUGGUGAUGGGCCGCUGGCCUGGCAGCAGCCUGUACUACGAGGUCAAGGUGCUGGGCUAUGAUGCCAGAAGUCAGCUCUACACUGUCAUCUACAAAGAUGGUACUGAGCUGGAGCUCAAGGAGCAAGACAUCAUGAGCGCUGCUGGUUUCCAGGCCCGUUCCCGUUCCCGUUCCCGCUCUCGUUCUCGAUCUCCAGUGCUGAGUCCCUCGCAAGAGACAAAGGCCGCUGAAAACAGUAGCAUCAAUAGACAUGAAAAGAAAGAGGAGAAUAACACAGCUAGCAAAGUAACUGAGAAGUCAGAGGCCAAAGUACAAGCUGAGCCUGAGAAGAACCAGGGCCGUUACAAUCUGCGCCGUAGGAAAGAUGAUGGAGAUGCAAAACCAGCUGAGGCCAAACCAGAGGAGAAGGAGGCCAUAAUGGCUGCAGCUCCUGUUGCCACCCUCUCCACCCCACUUGACUUUGGAGGGAAGAUAGGAGCGUUCUUCUGGCUGCUCUUUCUGCCAGCCUGGGUCCUCUUCCUGAUCCUCCAAGUCAGCCUGGAGGACCCGAGCCUGGCCAACUUUCCUCCUCCUCUGCCACCUCUUGUAGCCUUCUGGGAUACCCAGGCCUUUGGCUUUGUCAUCCUCUGGAUCUUAUUCCAGGCCCUGCUCUACAUCCUGCCUUUUGGAAAGUUAAGUGAAGGCAUGCCACUGAAGACUGGGGAGAGGCUGAAGUACAGAACCAAUGGUUUUUUUGCCAUCGUGGUGAGUGCUGUAGCAGUGGCAGCAGCAGUGCAUCAGGGUGUUGACCUCACCUACAUCCAUAGCCAUUUCCUGCAGCUGGCCACAGCCUCCUUCCUCAUCUCCAUCUUGCUUAGCAUCUACCUGUAUGUGCGCUCUCGCAAUGCUCCCCCAGAGCAGCUGGCACUAGGGGGAAACUCUGGAAAUGUAAUAUAUGACUUUUUCAAAGGACAUGAGCUCAAUCCCCGUAUCAAAGGCUUUGAUCUGAAAUUCUUCUGUGAGAUGCGCCCUGGACUGAUUGGCUGGUGUUUGAUCAACUUUGCAAUGGCGUUAGCUGAGAUGAAGCAGCAGGGUCUGGAUGCUCCAUCCCCUGCCAUGAUCAUUGUGAACCUGUUCCAGCUGAUCUACGUGGUGGACGGCCUGUGGAAUGAGGAGGCCAUCCUGACCACCAUGGACUUCAUGCAUGAUGGUUUUGGCUUCAUGUUGGCUUUUGGUGAUCUGGUGUGGGUUCCCUUCACUUACACCAUGCAGACCUAUUAUCUGGUCAACCACCCCAACCCCCUGAGUGUCCCAGCACUUACAGUCAUCAUCAUACUCAAACUCGUUGGCUUCUACAUCUUCAGGAAAUCCAACUCUGAGAAGAACGCCUUCAGGAGAAACCCAUCAGACCCCAAACUGUCUCAUUUGAAGACGAUUCACACAGCUACAGGAAGAAAUCUCUUGGUGUCUGGCUGGUGGGGCGUGGUCCGCCACCCAAACUACCUGGGAGAUCUCAUCAUGGCUCUGGCCUGGUCCCUGCCAUGUGGCUUCAGCCACCUCCUGCCAUGGUACUACAUGAUCUACUUCAUCAUCCUGCUUGUGCACCGAGAUUCCCGUGACAUGAGCGAGUGCAGGCGGAAGUAUGGCUCGGCGUGGGACGAGUACUGCCGAACUGUUUGCUAUCGAAUCAUUCCCUGUGUGUACUAAAGAACCAGAUGUUGGGCACUCCCAAGCUGAGGCCUUUUUCUGAUUUGACUUUUUAGAAUCUCUUUUUAAACCAAGACUUCUUACGAUUUUAUUUCUGGACUUUAGGAGCUACGAUGCAUUGAAUUUUUAGAUGAAAAAGACAGUCGUGAUUAUGGACUGUUUGAAGAAUUUUUUUUUUUUUUUGCAGAAAAUGCUUCAACAUCUUUCUUUGAAAGCUUACAGAAUGGGAGGCCUCUGCUAGGAAUGUCUUGUUAGGAUGUAUAUAUUUGUAUAUACACAUUUGUUUUUAUACUUCAAGAAUAAUGCGUCAUGUGUACUUCUUGCGAGGUUUUGCUAUUAACUCAUAUUCAAAAUGUUGUAAUAUCAGCUUCACUAUUAUGAAUAAUUUUAUAAGUAGGCCUUCCUACUAUAAUUAUACAGCUUGUGUAUAUUCUGAUAUGGGUAAAAUGCUCUUCUUUUUUUAAUGACCUGUACAGUGAAACGAAAACUCUUCUCAGGACCCAGAAUUUUGUCAGAGUUGAAUUAGAAAUAUUUUGUCUUAAUGAUUUUAUGUACAAUUUUAUAGGGAUAUCUAGUUUUGACUUGAGCACAAUUAUUUUUUUGAAGUUUCAAGAAAAAUGCAUUAAGGCAUUAAGGAAUUCUAGUUUCACCAGUUCCAAAGUGUAUCUGAUGUGGCUUUACUACCUCAGGUUCACUGACUCUCCAGUUCUCCCCUCUCCAUGUCCUCUGGGAGGCACUGUAACUGAGCGAGAUGUGAAGAGGGAAAUGAGUUUGUCAUUUCUGCAGUGUUGGUGUUUCUUUGCAACAAACAGAACCUAUCCACAUCACCGAUGUGUCAUGUCUUUUGAGUGGAUACUCCAAAUUGUUUUAUUUUUCCCCAGUUAUUUCCUGUGUUUUGUGGUGUUGAAGAAACCAUCUUGUUUUCACCUAUUUAAGCUUUAACUUUCCAGGUCAUAUAACGAUUACCAUUUGAAUGAAGUUUAGACUGUGAAAACAUGCAGCGCCAUGGUUUGUUUUAGCAUUUAUUAAUGUGUGCAUUUGCAGACUCCAGGAAUGUAUUUUACAAUACACAAGUAGCAAUACAUUAAUUGGGUAGCAUUUUUCUGCUGUGCUGACUGAAUAGCCUGUAAAUAUUUUGUUUUUUAAAAUCAUGUUUUUCAGUAAGAGAAGUGAAAGUAGUAGUAGUAGUAGUAGUAUGAGUAAUGUUUGUCGAUAGAUAAAUUUUCAUUUGAGUUUUUUAAGUUAUACUAAUUUUGACCACUGUAGCUAUGUUUACACCUAGAUCUGCUUGUUUCUGGGAAAUUCUUCAAAUUGUAUUAAAAUAAAUGUAGAGUAGUUGCUUGAUUGAAGAAAAAUUGUUUUAUACUUGAGGUGCCACCAUCCUGUAUGGCCAAGGACUCAUUUUCUCAAUGUUAUGGUGGUAAACAUCUCUCCUUAGUCUGUGAGUUGAAAGUAAUAAGUUGGAUGUAUUUUGAUAUAUGACAGCAAUUAAUGGCAAGUUAAAAAGAUCAGGCACGCUGCCACUGAGCAUGAAUCAAGUCUGACAGUGGCUGGAAAAAGAUUCUCUGUACAAAUGUUGCAGCAAAAAAUAAAGAUUUACAGUAUUCCCUU
Monopterus albus (swamp eel) is the source of this 3521-nucleotide messenger RNA. It is a transcript of the gene lbr, whose product is annotated as lamin B receptor. Bases 195 to 1910 code for a protein of 571 amino acids. The transcript is spliced from 15 exons. Lineage: Eukaryota; Metazoa; Chordata; Actinopteri; Synbranchiformes; Synbranchidae. Gene Ontology annotation, biological process: cholesterol biosynthetic process. The record is from RefSeq and is a predicted model, not a curated record. Gene Ontology annotation, molecular function: Delta14-sterol reductase activity. Gene Ontology annotation, cellular component: nuclear inner membrane.